Molecule: messenger RNA, 2922 nt
Organism: Oncorhynchus kisutch (coho salmon)
Lineage: Eukaryota; Metazoa; Chordata; Actinopteri; Salmoniformes; Salmonidae
Gene: cnnm4b
Product: metal transporter CNNM4
Exons: 6
Coding region: 30-2156 (708 amino acids)
Biological process (GO): magnesium ion transport; magnesium ion homeostasis
Cellular component (GO): plasma membrane
Molecular function (GO): magnesium ion transmembrane transporter activity; sodium ion transmembrane transporter activity
Source: RefSeq, a predicted model, not a curated record
UCUCCGAGUUCGCUUAGAGUGAAACAAACAUGGCGACAGACUGGAGUGGUUGGCAGGGGUACACGCUAACUUUAAUCAUUUUACUAUGGUGUACGGUGGGCACAGAAGCCGAGACGGGGAUCCCGGAGACCGGUAGCCCCACCCAGGUCUUCGGCAUGCGGCUGGAGAGGAGCGACAAGCCAGCUACUACCACGGACGACGGGGUGAUCCAAGUAACAGAGGAGAGCAACAUCUUCAUGAGGUUCUACGGGCUGCAGAUUCUUCCUGACACCUCGUCACAGAUCAAGUUCAUGGAACAUGAACAUGUUGAUGUUACCAGCAAUAAUGCUAAUUUUAACAGGACUUGCGCCGAAUAUACCAAAGAUAUCGUUAUUCGGGGUGGCAUGAACGUGAGCCACCUCGGAACCUCCGGGGUGGUGAGUUUGAAAAUCAAGCCGCUACGGAAGCGCGAGCUCAAGAAGGAGUAUGGGCUCUGCGUCCGGGACAGUCAAGAUGGAAAGUGGUACCUGUUGGGUGAGGAUGACGGGAGGCUGCGAGUGGUGGAGGAAAAGAAAUCUAUGCUUCCUAUGUGGUUCCAGUGCAUCCUCAUCUGCGCUCUGUUGGUACUGUCAGGUAUGUUCAGCGGGCUCAACCUGGGACUCAUGGCCCUAGAUCCUAUGGAGCUCCGGAUAGUCCAGAACUGCGGUACCGAAAAGGAGAAGCGGUACGCUAGCAAGAUCGAACCCAUUCGGAGAAAAGGGAACUAUCUUUUAUGUUCCUUACUCCUGGGUAAUGUGCUAGUCAACACAACUCUCACCAUCCUCCUGGAUGACUUGAUAGGGUCAGGUCUGGGAGCAGUGGUCGCCUCCACUAUAGGUAUUGUCAUAUUUGGGGAGAUCGUUCCCCAGGCGCUGUGCUCUCGCCACGGACUGGCUGUAGGGGCCAACACCAUCAUGGUGACCAAGUUCUUCAUGUUGGUGACCUUCCCCCUUUCAUGGCCCAUCAGUAAACUCCUGGACUGCAUCUUGGGCCAGGAGAUCGGUACCGUGUACAACAGGGAGAAGCUGGUGGAGAUGCUGAGAGUAACAGAACCGUACAAUGACCUGGUCAAAGAGGAACUCAACAUGAUCCAGGGGGCGCUUGAGCUCAGGACCAAAACCGUUGAAGAUGUCAUGACGCCGAUCAGUAACUCCUUCAUGAUCCACAGCGACGCUGUGCUAGACUUCAACACCAUGUCAGAGAUCAUGGAGAGCGGUUACACGCGCAUACCGGUGUUUGAGGACGAGAGGUCCAACAUUGUGGAUAUCUUGUUUGUCAAGGACCUGGCUUUCGUUGAUCCGGAUGACUGUACGACGCUGAAGACCAUCACCAAGUUCUACAACCACCCGGUUCACUUCGUGUUCCACGACACCAAGCUGGAUUCCAUGUUGGAGGAGUUCAAGAAAGGUAAGUCCCACCUGGCCAUCGUUCAGAAGGUGAAUAAUGAGGGCGAGGGGGAUCCGUUCUACGAGGUGCUGGGAUUGGUUACCUUGGAAGACGUCAUCGAGGAGAUCAUCAAAUCAGAGAUCCUGGACGAGUCGGAUCUUUACACUGACAACAGCAGAAACAGGAAGAAGGUGGCACCCAAUAAGAACAAACGAGAUUUCUCCGCCUUCAAACAGAGCGAGAGCGAAUCCAAAGUCAAGAUCUCCCCUCAGCUGCUAUUGGCCGCUCACCGUUUCCUGGCAACAGAGGUGACGUUAUUCAGCCCGUCUCAGAUAUCGGACAAGGUUCUGUUGAGGAUUCUGAGACACCCAGACGUCAUCCAGGAAAUUAAGUUCAACGACAGUGACAAACGCUGUCCUCAACACUUUGUCUACCAGAGAGGGAAGGCUGUCGACUACUUCAUACUCAUACUGCAGGGUCGGGUGGAGGUGGAAGCCGGGAACGAGAACAUGAAGUUUGAGACUGGACCCUUCUCGUACUACGGAGUCAUGGCCCUCAGUGCUCCCACGUUAGUGGUGUCAUCUCGUCCUCGCCACCUCUCUCUAAAGCGGUUCUCUCUGUUCUCCAGGUUGCCAGGUAACCUCCGGCAUGUCUGGGCACUGGGGAAACAUUUAACUGUAACACCCAGGCUUGGGGGGGGGGGGGGGGAGAAUGUAACCAUAACACCCACUACUUUAUUCUACUUUAUGUAGUUGUUUAAUAGAAAAUGGUAGUGACUAGUGAGUAGUCUACAGAAUCAUCAGCAUCAGUCACACACAACCCUUCACCAAUCAAAAAUGCUAAACAAACACUACCGAUGUGAGGAAAUGUCCUAAAUGACUUCUGUUUCUAGCCUUCAUCUGCAAUUUAAACCAACAAAUCUCAAGCUACCUGCUGACUCUCACUAGCUUUGGUGGAGUGUGUGUUGUACCAAAGGACAACCGACACCCUCUUGAUAAUACCAGGUAAUGUGUCUUCCUGGCCUGCAGAGGGCAGUGGCGGGCAGUUUGUUGAUGUGCUUAGUGGUUACCUGCCUUUUUUAAGGCUUUGGGGUUGGCAACUGGGCUAAGACUGGCACUACCCCUUCUCUACCUGGCAUCACAGGCCAGGGUUUAUGUUGCAGAAACUGGAAGCUGUACACACACACACUCUCUCACCACACUCUCUCUUACACACACACACACACUGGGAAGCUGCACACACACACACACACACAGGAUGUCACACACUUCUUCAGACUGGUUGGUGUGUAUAUGCCAGCUCUGAAGGUCAGGUCCAGCUGCGGAACGUCUGUAGGUUUUUAAGAAAUCUACGUGGAUACAUUUUAGUGAGGCACUGGCAUGGCAUCAUGUUAUUCAAUGUGUGCCAAAUAUUGUGAGCAUGUGAAAUUAACAGAUUUCACAUUUUUGAGGUGUGUAGAAACUGGUAUUAAAUAUUCUGUCUCUAACAGGUCUCUAACAGGUCUCUCUCUCUCUAACA